Molecule: messenger RNA, 5013 nt
Organism: Peniophora sp. CBMAI 1063
Lineage: Eukaryota; Fungi; Basidiomycota; Agaricomycetes; Russulales; Peniophoraceae
Source: the annotation of a GenBank genome assembly
AUGGGCAAUGCACAAUCCGGAUACCCGCUUCUGAGAAACGUUGGGGCGCUGGAUUCUUUCGUGUCCGAGAUAGGCUCGGAUAUUGUAUAUGAGAAAAGUCUGGGCACAUCGCGAUUCCUCAAGACUGUGCGCUGCCGUCAUCGUAACGGAUAUCUCAUUGUCAAGAUAUAUAUCAAGCCGGACCCAGGAGUAUCCCUGCGGAAGGUGCAAAGACGCUUGAAGGUCGAGCGAGAGGCGCUUCUCGAUAUACCGAACGUCUACAGCUACCAGACAUUCGUGGAGACCGAGAGAGCUGGAUACCUCAUUCGGCAAUGGAUUGCGAGUAGCUUGUACGACCGUAUUAGCACGCGCCCAUUUUUGAGUUCCAUCGAGAGGAAGUGGAUCGCCUUCCAAAUCCUCACGGCACUACGAGAUGCGCGGGCUCACAAAGUUGCCCAUGGAGACGUGAAAUCUGAGAACAUACUCGUCACAUCCUGGAACUGGGUUUACCUGUCCGACUUUGCGCCACACAAGCCGACAUACCUCCCACUCGAUGAUCCCAGUGAUUUCUCCUUCUAUUUCGACACAUCCGGUAGGCGCACGUGCUAUAUUGCGCCUGAGCGCUUCUACGAUGCAUCCAGUCCGCCUCAAGACGGAAAGGCAGAAAAGGACGAGGAUUGGAGAGAGGACGGGAAGCGCGAGGCUCGCGUUACAGAGGCUAUGGAUGUUUUCAGUGCCGGAUGCGUGAUGGCAGAGCUUUUCAGGGAGGGGACGCCGUUAUUCACACUCAGCCAACUAUUCAAGUACCGUGAGGGCGAGCUUGCAGUAGAAGGUCUUCUGACUUCGAUAGACGAUACCGGAGUUCAAGAUCUCAUUAAAGAUAUGAUUGCACUGGAUCCCAAUGCAAGACCGACGUUCGAAGCACUCUUGCACCAUGCUCGCGGCACCGUCUUUCCAGAGGUCUUCUACUCAUUCCUACACGGCUAUGUGGCGACUAUCAAUGAGCUACCAGCCCGUUCGCCCUUCACGCCACCGCCACCAACUUCUAUUACCCCCACGCUGUCCAAUAUAUCAUCUACACCUGCUACACCUGCUACUCCGAUCAAACCCUCGACAUCGUUGCCACAGCAACAACAAGAUCUCCACACGAACGCAGCACUCCCUAGUGACGCGGAUGCGCGGAUGGAAAGGAUAUGGGCCGACCAUGAGAGCGUUGAAGCGUACCUUGUUGAGGCGGCCGGCGAAGAUACUGUCAUGGACGUUCGCGUGGAGUAUGCGCCGGCCGAGACGCUGUCAAGACCCCUCGAGGACAUCUUCCCCGUAGAGUUGAACAUCCCGAAUCGUGACUCGAAACUUCUGAGGCCGGUAUCUUCUCGCAGGCGCGCAGCGACUGAAGACGGUCCUGCUCUCAUCAUUCUUGCCCUCGUAUGUUCAAACGUACGGAAUUGCAUCCAACCGUCCAGCAAACUUCGCGCACUCGAUACGUUCCUGGCUCUCGCGGUGCAUUUGACUGACGAGGCGAAGCUGGAUCGCAUGAUCCCGUACAUCGUCGAACUCCUUCGCGACGAAGCUGCAUCAGUACGAGCAGCUGCCUUGCGAACACUCAUCCAAGUCCUCAUGCUCGUGACUGUAAUCACCCCUUCGAAUGCAUCUAUCUUUCCGGAGUACAUCUUCCCGAAUAUACAGGGGCUUGUACAAGACCCUGAAGUCUCUGUUCGGGCCAUCUAUGCUCAAUGUGUAGUGCCGCUGGCUACGACGGCGGUGCGCUAUCUGGAGAUGGGACAAGCACUGAAGGCGCACGGAACUUUCAAGCUUUCGGAAGACACUGUAGAAUACGAUGAAGCACAACUACUGGAGGUGUCCUACGACGCUGCGUUGCAAGAUCUUCAAGCCACGAUACAGGAACAUCUGACGGCCCUUCUCGUGGACUCAUCCAGCGUUGUUCGGCGUGCCGUCUUACACGACAUCUCGGCGCUCUGUAUCUUCCUGGGACGCCAACCCACGAACGAUGUCUUACUUAGCCACAUGAUAACUUAUCUGAACGAUCGAGACUGGAUGCUGCGUUACGCCUUCUUCGACGCCAUCGUCGACGUCGCCGCUUGCGCCGGAGGGCGUAGCCUGGAGGAGUACAUUCUGCCGCUUAUGAUCCAGGCCUUGUCUGACGUAGAAGAAACUGUUGUCGCGCGCGUGCUCGCCGCAUUGACGAGUCUAUGCGAGCUAGGCCUGUUCCAGAAGAUGAGAAUAUGGGAACUCAUGAGCGCCACAUUGGGAUUCCUAUACCACCCCAAUGUCUGGAUCCGACAAGGCGCCGCCGCAUUCAUUUCUGCGUCAGCGAAGCACCUGCCUACAAGCGAUGUAUGGUGCAUCCUUUACCCAUCGCUCCGUCAUUUCCUUCGGUCGGAUAUCAGACAAAUCGACGAGAUGAGCCUCCUGACAGCCAUGAAGCCGCCCAUCAGUAGACAGGUGUUUGACGCCGCGGUCCAAUGGGCUAUGAAGGCAGAACGCACCCAGUUUUGGCGUAGUCACCGACGAGCGAACUCAAAGCUCGAGUCGCCACAAAGCAGUGUCGCAACGCUAAAGAAAGCUACAACGUCCGGAGCCACACGAGGCAAGUCCGAGGAAGAUGAAGCCCAGCUUGCGCGCCUGAGGCAACUGGGUAUGACCAGCUCGGACGAGAGCAAGUUGAUGGCCAUGCGAGACUACAUUCUCAAACUCGCUACUGCUACGUCGAGCUUCUCGAUGCGUCUUCGUGUAGAGGAUGAGGCGGAAGUCAUCAAGACGACGGCAGAUGUUGAGCUGCAGAAGCUCAGGGUCGUUCCGCAAACUGUAUUCCUCAAGACGCGCUCGUCUGCCCCGGAGACGCCCAGCCGAACACCUUCCCGCGCGUUCUCUCGUCGGUCAACUGCGGAUGGUAUACGACCUCUAACUCUCGCUGAGACACCGCGCGGCUCCCGUGCACCGAGCGUUGAUUACGGCUCGAGUGGUGCGCCAUUCGAGGAUCUACGGCGCAGACUGUCAGCAUUCAAUGGCUCCGGGACCUCGUUACCGCUCUCACCCGUUCCACGGCCUCCAUCUGUUGUAUCUGCUCAGUUCUCCCCACGCCCACCCAGUGCGACCAGCACCGCAGACCUACCGCCAGCCUUCGACUCGCAACCGGCGCGUCCGCCGAGCCCACCCGAGUCGGUGCUUUCGGCUACCAACUCAACGGCUCAGCACCGCCAGCUUCAGCGCUUGCAAGUUGGCAGCACGGAUACGAAGGCUGCACCUGCUAUUGGCUCGAGCAGGGCCAAUGCGACGGGAUUGCUUGAAGCCACUGCUCGCAUAAGAUCAGAUGGUAGUCCGGAGAGGUCGGGAAGAACAUCGCCGGUUUCUGCUACGGGCACGGUACGCGGCCAACGUAGGCCGUCGAUAGUCCCUAUCUCAACCUACGAUGGACAAGAGCCCGGGGUCAACAACUUGCUCGAGCACAUGUACCUCGACAGUAAUCGCGAGUACCAGAACGACUUUGGCCCCCGCGUUCACGAAGGGCCCAUCCGCCGGCGCAACGCCGUCCGGCAUUCCUUCGCCUCGCGGGACGGCAGCUCACGGCGCCCGGAGGCCUCGCUGAUCGCACACCUCAAUGCGCAUUCCGACGCCAUCAACGGCAUAGCCGUAUCUCCCGACCACGUCUUCUACGUGACAGCCUCGGACGACAAGACGGUCAAAGUCUGGGAUACUGCGAGAUUGGAGCGCAACGUCACGAGCAAACCUCGGCACACGUACACGCAACAUCAUGCGAGGGUCAAAGCCGUGUGCAUGCUCGAGGCGUUGCAUUGCUUUGCCAGCGCGGGCGAAGACGGGAGCGUACAUGUCGUGCGGGUGCAUGUCACGGCCAAUAGCACGUUGCCGAAGUACAGCAAGCUUAGCACGGUGCGCGAGUACCGACUGGAACGCGCAGGUGAACACGUCACUUGUAUGGCUCAUUUUGCGACGGAUACCGGAUCAAAUCUGGUGUAUACGACUACGCACGGCGCGUUGGGUAUACUCGAUCUACGUACGAUGCGCGUGAUGCAAGCGCUGGAGCAGCCGGUACACAACGGACCUAUCAGCGCCCUAUGCCUAGAUCGCAAACGAGCAUGGGCGCUGACGGGUACAGCGGCGGGCGUGUUGACGCUUUGGGAUAUCCGCUUCGGGUUGAGGCUGAAGAGCUGGAAGACCGCUGCUGCUGCGAGUGGUGCGAAUGCGAAGGUGUAUCAGUGCGCUGCGCAUCCUACGCGAGGGAAGGGAAGAUGGGUGAUCGUCGCUGUGGAGGUUGUGCGGUCUGGGAAUGGGAUUGUGGAGGAAGGCGUGCCGAGUAGACUGGUGGAAGUUUGGGAUAUCGAAAACUCAACGCUGGUGGAGACGUAUGAGACACGAACCGCGCCGCUAGCUGGAUCUGCUGAGGUGCCUCACGAGCCGACUGUAACGCAAGACGCGGAGCCGAGUGCUGCCGCAGCCAUUGCCGCGCUUGUGCGAGCACGACAGCAGGGCACGUCGAGCAUCGCUAGAAGAGCGUCCGCCCCUUUCGAGCCCGGUUCGGCGGGACCCAGUCCUUCGCCUGACGUACGCGCUCUACUUGUUGGAGGAGAGUUCGGUGGGCAUGGGGUCAACAAAGGUGCACUGGGCUCGGAGGGAGCGAGAGGCUUCAUGAUCACGGGCUCGGAAGAUAGGCGCCUCAGGCUGUGGGAUCUGGGAAGGAUCGACCGCACGUCUGUACUCAGUGGCGCAGACAGCAUCGACAAACCAUCGUACUCGACCGAACCCGUCGGCGAUAGUGGGUCGACUGUCUUCGUUGAAACAUGGGCGCCUGCAGCACAGACAAGCAGCCAGCAGAACCGUCCACCACAGCGAAUGGCGCUGCUCAACGGCAACCAGCAGAAUCUGUUGCGGCCUCAUCAAGACACUAUUACUGCCGUCGCGUGCAUUGACUCGCCAUUUAAAGGAGGUAUAAUUAGCGGAGAUCGGUCCGGUGUGGUCAAGGUCUGGCGUGUGGAGGCCGGUUCUGAUAAUAGCUAG